Molecule: messenger RNA, 1707 nt
Organism: Candidula unifasciata
Lineage: Eukaryota; Metazoa; Mollusca; Gastropoda; Stylommatophora; Geomitridae
Source: the annotation of a GenBank genome assembly
AGUGCUCAGUCCAGAAUUUUUAUCAGGAAUGGUUUGGUUGUCAACGAUGACCAGUCAUUCUAUGCUGAUGUCUAUGUUGAGGAUGGAGUUAUCAAGCAACUGGGAACUAACCUAGUUAUACCGGGAGGAGCGAGAACUAUUGAUGCUCGUGGGAGGUUUGUGCUGCCAGGUGGCAUUGACACACACACACACUUUCAGUUACCCUUCAUGGGUACGGUAGCAGCUGAUGAUUUUUACAGUGGCACAAAGGCGGCGCUUGCAGGUGGCACCACUACAGUCCUUGAUUUUGUGGUCCCUGAGAAAGGAGAGUCUCUGCUGGAUGCCUAUGAGAAAUGGAGAGGUUGGGCAGAUGCAAAAGUGUGCUGUGAUUAUGGUCUCCAUGUUGCAGUGACUUGGUGGAGCGAUCAGGUGGCCAGGGAGAUGGAAGUGCUCAGUUCUGAAAAAGGAGUGAAUUCCUUUAAAGUGUUUAUGGCAUAUAAAGAUACACUGAUGCUAGAAGACCCUGAAAUAUAUAGCUGUUUCAGACGCUGCAAGCAGCUGAAAGUUCUUCCAAUGGUUCAUGCUGAAAAUGGACAUCUGAUUGACAUUAAAUCUAGAGAAUUACUUCAGCAGGGCGUCACAGGUCCGGAAGGACACUUACAGAGUCGGCCAGAAGAGUGUGAAGUGGAGGCAACCACACGGGCCAUUACAAUUGCUGAUCAGGCUGGAGCUCCACUUUAUGUUGUCCAUGUCAUGGGAAAAACUGCAGCAGACGUCAUAUCUAAGGCUAGGAGGGAAGGUAAGAUUGUAUUUGGAGAAACAUUAGCUGCAUGUCUAGGCACAGAUGGAACUCAUCACUUCAACAAAUGUUGGCGCCAUGCAGCCGGCCAUGUUAUGUCUCCACCACUCCGUGAUGAUGUAUCCACACCUGGGGUGCUCAUGGACCUUUUGGCCAACAAUGAUCUUCAACUGACUGGCUCAGAUAACUGCACGUUUAAUGCUAAUCAGAAAGCUCUUGGCAAGGAUGACUUCACCAGGAUUCCUAAUGGAGUUAAUGGUGUCGAGGAUAGAAUGUCAGUCAUUUGGGAGAAAGGAGUGUACUCUGGCAAGAUGGAUCCAUGCAGAUUUGUGGCCGUCACUAGCACAACAGCUGCUAAAGUUUUCAACAUCUAUCCAAAGAAGGGGAGAAUAGCCGUAGGUUCUGAUGCUGAUAUCGUCAUCUGGAAUGGUGAAGCUACUCGCACUAUCAGUGCCAAAACCCACCACCAGGCUGUUGAUUUUAACAUCUUUGAGGGCUUAACGUGUCAUGGAGUGCCUGAAUAUGUCAUCACUGGCGGCAGUAUUGUCAUGGAUGAAGGCCAGCUGAAAGUAACCCAAGGACUUGGCAGAUUUGUUCCCACUGCACCCAACUCUCAAUAUGUGUUUGGCCGUGUGAGCACCAGAGAUCAGGUGCUUGCACCCCAGGUUGUGGACAGAGAACCCUACAGUGGCCCUGUAGUGGAGAUCAAACCUGAAUAUGCACCAGUUAUUAGUCGGCAUGCAGACAAUCAAAUCUUCCCUGACCAUUCAGCUGAAUUUCACAACAGGCCACCUACUCGUGGUGGUGUGCGCAACAUGCAAGACUCUUCAUUCUCACUCAGUGGUCACCAAUAUGAUGAUAACCAGCCUAAGCGAUCGGGAACAAAGGUUUCACACCCUCCAGGGGGGAAAUCAACAGCAUUUUGGUAA